This is a messenger RNA of Rosa chinensis, 756 nucleotides long. RefSeq lists its product as uncharacterized. Bases 93 to 506 code for a protein of 137 amino acids. Gene Ontology annotation, cellular component: mitochondrion; nucleus. The record is from RefSeq and is a predicted model, not a curated record. NCBI's taxonomy places the organism in Eukaryota, Viridiplantae, Streptophyta, Magnoliopsida, Rosales, Rosaceae. Gene Ontology annotation, biological process: mitochondrion organization. The transcript has 5 exons.
CGGGAGGCCAGAUAGGUUUUUCCGGACUCCUCAUAUUUUUAUCGUUCAUCCUCUCAAAUCUCUACGCCGCCUUAAGUCCUGAAUCUUAUACCAUGGCUCGCAGAAGCUCAGGAGGUCGAUCUGCCCGCCCAGCUCCUCGUCGGGCUCCAGCACCAGCACCAGUUCGCCAGGCUCCUCCCCCGGCUCCUGCACAAAGUGGAAGCGGUGGAUCCAUGCUUGGAGGGAUUGGAUCAACCAUAGCCCAGGGAAUGGCUUUUGGAGGUGGAAGUGCUGUUGCACACAGGGCCGUGGAUGCUGUGAUGGGUCCUCGCACCAUUCAACAUGAAACGGUAGCCUCUGAGGCCUCUGCUGCUCCAGCAUCCAUGGCUAGCUCUGAUGCAUGCAGUAUUCACUCUAAGGCUUUCCAAGAUUGUGUCAACAACUUUGGAAGUGAGAUCAGCAAGUGCCAGUUCUACAUGGAUAUGCUGUCCGAGUGUAGGAAGAACUCUGGCAUGUUGAGUGCCUAGUGACCAUCUCUUUGGCUUUGGCUUUGCGAAGCAAUGAGACCUGAUUUGAACUUUUCGGCUAUGUCAUCUUAUAAUGUGCUAGUCAUGAUGGUUAUUAGUAGUGCCCUUUGGGUUAAUCCUUUCUGAAUGGUGCUAAAACAUUAUGCACGGCAUAUUAUGGUUAUUGAACUGGAUCCUGGUGCUUGUUUCAAUCAUCCAUCUGUGGAAUGAUUUCUUUAUAAAUAAAUUUAUUGGAAGUUAUGGGUACUAC